This is a messenger RNA of Eleginops maclovinus (Patagonian blennie), 1268 nucleotides long. RefSeq lists its product as uncharacterized. The record is from RefSeq and is a predicted model, not a curated record. The transcript is spliced from 9 exons. NCBI's taxonomy places the organism in Eukaryota, Metazoa, Chordata, Actinopteri, Perciformes, Eleginopidae. Bases 357 to 1049 code for a protein of 230 amino acids.
CCUUUUUCUCCUCUUGUGACAUUCCCUAUUCUUCUGUUUGCAAACCACAUUGUUCACCACAGAGUAUCCGUUACUGUUACACACUGUCCUAUAUUUGGCCUUGUAAGGCGGAGAAACUUGAUCAUAUAAUAAACAGUGGCUGUGAAUAUAAUUCCACAUCCUGGUUUUAAUGUAGAACAAGGAGGAGGAGAGCUUUAAACACCUACCAUUGAAGGCGUGGUAUUCAAAGUGUCCAUAUAGCAGAAGCUCUGCUGUAUCUACAAUCAUUUUACUGUGGUUGACUGGAAAUACUUGACAUACAUUUCAAAGGUCUCAACUCUUCCUUUUGGGAACCGAAAGUUCUUUUUAUUUCAGAAAUGAGAUAUCGAGCUGUUCUGUCCAUUGCUGCUGUAAUAGUUGUUGUCCUAAUUACCUGGGGAUUCUCCAUCAAUUCAGUUGAUGUAAAGGAAAAAACAAGGACAAUUUUCAGGUCCAAUAAAGUGAAGCCUAUAUUCACAACAGCUACAGCACCCAAGCCAAAGUGCGGCCUCUCCAGAGUCUGUCCGCCUGACCUUUUCGCUUUUAACAUCGUCAGCGGAGCAGCUAAUGUAGUUGGACCGAAGAUAUGUUUUGAUGGUAAAAUCAUUAUGAGCCAUGCAAAGAAUAAUGUGGGAUCAGGAUUGAAUGUUGUGAUCAUAAAUGGUAAUAAUGGAGAUGUGGAAACAUUUGGCUACCUUAAUAUGCAAUUUGGAGAUGCAGCUGACAUCCUGGCAUAUCUGAAGGACAUAAAACCUGGAAUGAUCGUCUUGGUGGCCUCGUUUGACGAUGUGACGGCAAAAAUGACAGACGAAACGAGGGAGGUGUUUGUUGGAAUGGGAAGCACUUUGAUCACAUCUGUGAAAUACAGAGAUAACUGGGUGUUUGCUGGAAGAGCAGGGAAAGACAACAAAAGCCUCUUUGAGAAGCGAGCUGUCAAUGAUGAGAAAAUCAACGUUUACGGAGAAUGGCCGGAGAUUGUGGAGGUGGCUGGCUGUUACCCAAAGAAUCUUACUGAUGGAAAACUUUCGUGAUGAGGUGGAGAAUAUGACUUAUUUAGAACUUCUCUGUUAUAUUAAUGCCAUUAAAUCCUACACAAUGGAAAUCUAAUAUAUGUUCACAGUUUAUUUAACGCAUUGUGUCAUUCCGUCAUAGUUUUAUUUGUGGCUUUCAUUAGAGUUAGAGUUAAGACGUCUGAGCCAAAUUUGUCAUUAAUGAUUCUGGGUUUUCUAAAUAAAAUUGACUGGACUGUU